Molecule: messenger RNA, 447 nt
Organism: Trichophyton rubrum CBS 118892
Lineage: Eukaryota; Fungi; Ascomycota; Eurotiomycetes; Onygenales; Arthrodermataceae
Exons: 1
Coding region: 1-447 (148 amino acids)
Source: RefSeq, a predicted model, not a curated record
AUGCAACGAGCAGCCGCUUCCGGAGCUAGCAAUAACUCAACCCCAGCUCAAUCACCCUCAGGAUCUCCCUCAGGCCGCAAGCGCGCCGAAGAUAUAUCUUCCCCAAGCUCAAAGCGACGAAAACUUGCUGAAGAUUCACCCUCCGAAUCUUCCAUAGCACUAUCGAACAGCUCUGAUAUGGAAGCGAUAUCAGCUGCAAUUCGAGCCGAGGAUAGUAAAAGGUCAGCGGCUAUAGCACGACAAGCCGCGGAUGCGGGAGAAACUCAAUGGGUGUUAGAAUACCCUCCUGGGGCUUUAAAGUUCGCAACACCCCGAAAUUCAAUAGGCAAAAUAAAAGACGAAGAAAAUGAUAGCAUUGAAACUACGUAUACAGGGAGGAAAAGCUAUGGGGGUUUCAAGAAGAAAUGCCAAACAGAGGUGAGUGCCCCAAAUAUUUUUUGGACUUAG